AUACUCUUAUGGUACUGUCUACUGCAUUAUUUGAAAAACCUGCUUUCAGAAACCUCAUAUGUAAUGGACUUGUUUUGGCUGAAGAUGGAAAAAAGAUGAGCAAAAGACUGAAGAACUAUCCUCCUCCAGGAGAAGUAAUUGAUGAAUUUGGUGCUGAUGCUUUGCGAUUGUACAUUAUUAACUCUCCAGUUGUUCGUGCUGAGCCUUUGCGUUUUAAAAAAGAUGGAGUAUAUGGUGUGGUUAAAGAUGUCUUUUUGCCAUGGUAUAAUGCUUACAGAUUCCUUGUACAAAAUGCAAAAAGGCUUGAGGUUGAGGGUCUUGCACCAUUUGCUCCAAUGGAUCAAUGUACUCUCCAGAAUUCUUCUAAUGUUCUCGAUCAGUGGAUCAACUCGGCAACUCUGAGUUUGGUACAUUUUGUUCGGAAAGAAAUGGGUGCUUAUAGACUGUAUACGGUUGUUCCUGAACUCCUGAAAUUUCUGGAUAACCUGACAAACAUCUAUGUGCGGUUCAAUCGGAAGAGACUGAAAGGUCGUACAGGUGAAUUGGAUUGCAGAGUUGCAUUAUCAACUCUUUACCAUGUUCUGCUAACUUCAUGUAAGGCAAUGGCUCCAUUUACACCAUUUUUCACGGAGGUUCUUUAUCAGAAUAUGCGAAAAGUUUGCAAUGGAUCAGAAGAAAGCAUUCAUUAUUGUAGUUUUCCAGAGGUUGAAGGGGAGGGAGGAGAACGCAUUGAAAAAAGUGUUAGCAGGAUGAUGACUAUCAUUGAUCUUGCACGCAACAUUCGUGAACGUCAUAACAAACCUCUCAAGACACCAUUCAGGGAGAUGGUGGUGGUGCACCCUGAUGCAGAGUUCCUUGGUGACAUUGCUGGCAAACUAAAAGAGUAUGUGCUUGAGGAACUCAACAUCAAGUCAUUGGUCCCUUGUAAUGAUACUUUGAAGUAUGCUUCUUUACGUGCAGAACCUGAUUUUAGUGUAUUAGGGAAAAGGCUUGGAAAGUCAAUGGGAGUUGUUGCAAAAGAGGUUAAGGCCAUGUCCACGGAUGAUAUAUUGGCUUUUGAAAAGGCUGGAGAAAUAACUAUUGCUACUUUCUCUCUAAAGCUUAGUGAUAUUAAGAUCUCUCGUGGUUUCAGACGUCCUGACAAUAUUAGUGAUAAGGACAUGGAUGCCGCUGGAGAUGGUGAUGUUUUGGUGGUGUUGGAUUUACGUCAGGACGAAUCACUGUUUGAAGCUGGUGUAGCUCGUGAGGUUGUCAAUAGAAUCCAGAAAUUGCGGAAGAAAGCUGGGCUUGAACCUACAGACACUGUUGAAGUAUACUUUGAAUCAUUGGAUGAGGACAAGUCAAUUUCUCAACAAAUUCUUGAGGCUCAGGAGGCAAAUAUCAGGGAUGCGCUUGGGUGUCCUUUGCUACCUUCCACCUUAAUCCCACCACAUGCUGUUAUUCUUGCUGAAGAGAAGUUCUAUGGAAUCUCGAAUCUCUCGUUUGCAGUCAGAUUGGCAAGACCAUCUCUAGUAUUUGUCCCGGAUGCCAUUGUCUCUUUAUAUGCAGGAAAUUUGAAGUUUGCGCAAGGUUUACAGGCUUAUUUGUUAAUGAGAGAUCUAUUGAACUUAAAGUCCGAAUUUCAACUUGGAAAUGGGAAGAUUCAAGUCACUUGCAUUGAAAAUCAGCCGCCAGUGGAAGUGGUGCUAAGAGAACACGUCUACUUGAGCGUUGGAGAUUACUUUUUGGGCCCAAAAGCUUCACGAUCGAACUGAUUGUUUGUACUGUUUUAUUUUUUUCCCCCAUUCUUCUUUCUUCUUUUUCCCCAUCCUCUUAGUUGUAUGGGUCAGACAAGGAAACCUGGAGGCUGCCAAAGCAAGAUAGAGGUGCCUAAUAUGUGUUAUUGUUUGUAUACGAAAUGAAAUUUUGGAAAGCAAAAUGAAAGAAAUUCUAUAGUUGUAGCAAGACCGCUUUUUUCAUUCUUAAAUUUGGUCGUUUCAGUCAUAAUGUAGGGAACAAAGGUCCAAGACUCUUUGCCAUACAACGCCUAUCAAUGGAAGAAUCAACUGGGAUGAUAUUACUAUGUAUCAAGAAUUCUUUUUCAUCAGUAUCGCCAUCAAAAUACGACACCUUCAGUUGUUACAACCAA
Molecule: messenger RNA, 2128 nt
Organism: Coffea arabica (coffee)
Lineage: Eukaryota; Viridiplantae; Streptophyta; Magnoliopsida; Gentianales; Rubiaceae
Source: RefSeq, a predicted model, not a curated record